This is a messenger RNA of Pyrgilauda ruficollis (rufous-necked snowfinch), 3752 nucleotides long. RefSeq names its product glutamine--fructose-6-phosphate transaminase 1 (gene GFPT1). The record is from RefSeq and is a predicted model, not a curated record. Gene Ontology annotation, biological process: protein N-linked glycosylation; carbohydrate derivative biosynthetic process; UDP-N-acetylglucosamine metabolic process. Bases 90 to 2135 code for a protein of 681 amino acids. Gene Ontology annotation, molecular function: carbohydrate derivative binding; L-glutamine:D-fructose-6-phosphate transaminase (isomerizing) activity. The transcript is spliced from 19 exons. Lineage: Eukaryota; Metazoa; Chordata; Aves; Passeriformes; Passeridae.
GGCGGGGCGGGCCGGGGCCUGCGCUGGGCCUGGCGCGAGGGGCGCGGCCCCGGCGGCACAGACAGCGCGGCUGCGGACCGGGACGCACCAUGUGCGGCAUCUUUGCUUACCUGAACUACCAUGUGCCCAGGACGAGGAGGGAGAUCCUGGAGACCCUCAUCAAGGGGCUGCAGCGCCUGGAGUACCGGGGCUACGACUCUGCAGGUGUGGGACUGGAUGGAGGAAAUGACAAAGACUGGGAAGCCAAUGCUUGCAAAAUCCACAUUAUCAAGCAGACGGGGAAAGUGAAGGCUCUGGAUGAAGAGGUUCACAAGCAACAGGACAUGGACCUGGACAUCGAGUUCGACGUGCACCUGGGCAUCGCCCACACGCGCUGGGCCACGCACGGCGAGCCCAAACCUGUGAACAGCCACCCGCAGCGCUCCGACAAGAACAACGAGUUCAUCGUCAUCCACAAUGGCAUCAUCACCAACUACAAGGACCUGAAGAAAUUCCUGGAGAGCAAGGGCUACGACUUCGAGUCGGAGACGGACACGGAGAGCAUCGUCAAGCUGGUCAAGUACAUGUACGACAACCGCGACAGCGACGACAUCAGCUUCUCCACGCUGGUGGAGAGGGUCAUCCAGCAGCUGGAAGGUGCUUUUGCCCUUGUGUUCAAGAGUGUUCAUUACCCUGGGCAGGCAGUUGGUACCAGGCGAGGCAGCCCCCUGCUCAUCGGCGUGCGCAGCGAGCACAAGCUGUCCACGGACCACAUCCCCAUCCUGUACCGCACAGGGAAGGACAAGAAGGGGAGCUGCAACCUGUCCCGGGUGGACAGCACCACCUGCCUCUUCCCUGUGGAGGAGAAAGCUGUGGAAUAUUACUUUGCUUCUGAUGCCAGCGCUGUCAUCGAGCACACCAACCGCGUCAUCUUCCUGGAGGACGACGACGUGGCGGCCGUGGUGGACGGCCGUCUGUCCAUCCACCGCGUCAAGCGCACGGCCGGCGACCACCCGGGCCGGGCCGUGCAGACCCUGCAGAUGGAGCUGCAGCAGAUCAUGAAGGGUAACUUCAGCUCAUUCAUGCAGAAGGAAAUAUUUGAACAGCCAGAAUCUGUUGUUAAUACCAUGAGAGGAAGGGUCAACUUUGAUGAUUACACUGUGAACCUGGGUGGGCUGAAGGAUCACAUCAAGGAGAUCCAGAGGUGCCGGCGUUUGAUCCUCAUCGCCUGUGGCACGAGCUACCACGCAGGAGUGGCAACCCGGCAGGUGCUGGAGGAGCUGACGGAGUUACCUGUCAUGGUGGAGCUGGCCAGUGACUUCCUGGACAGGAACACCCCCGUGUUCAGGGACGAUGUCUGCUUCUUCCUCAGCCAGUCAGGGGAGACUGCAGACACCCUGAUGUGCCUCCGGUACUGCAAGGAGAGGGGAGCCCUGACCGUGGGCAUCACCAACACCGUGGGCAGCUCCAUCUCCCGCGAGACCGACUGCGGCGUGCACAUCAACGCGGGCCCCGAGAUCGGCGUGGCCAGCACCAAGGCCUACACCAGCCAGUUCGUGUCCCUGGUGAUGUUUGCCCUGAUGAUGUGUGACGACAGGAUCUCCAUGCAGGAGCGGCGCAAGGAGAUCAUGAGGGGGCUCAAGGGGCUGCCAGACUUGAUUAAGGAGGUGCUGAGCAUGGAUGAUGAGAUCCAGAAGCUGGCCACGGAGCUGUACCACCAGAAGUCUGUCCUCAUCAUGGGACGUGGCUACCACUACGCCACGUGUCUGGAGGGAGCCCUGAAAAUCAAAGAAAUCACCUACAUGCACUCGGAGGGGAUCCUGGCUGGGGAGCUGAAGCACGGCCCCCUGGCCCUGGUGGACAAGCUCAUGCCUGUGAUCAUGAUCAUCAUGAGAGACCACACCUAUGCCAAGUGCCAGAACGCUCUGCAGCAGGUCAUUGCACGCCAGGGCCGGCCCGUGGUGAUUUGUGACAAGGAGGACAUCGAGACCAUCAAGAACAACAAAAGAACAAUCAAAGUGCCCCACUCGGUGGAUUGCCUGCAGGGCAUCCUGAGCGUCAUCCCCCUGCAGCUGCUGGCCUUCCACCUGGCCGUGCUCCGCGGCUACGAUGUUGAUUUUCCAAGAAAUCUGGCCAAGUCCGUAACUGUAGAGUGAAAGAUCAUCUGAAUCAUAGGGGCAAAGGGGAAUUCAAUGAAAGACUUUUUUUGGUACCAAAAUAACUCGAUUUUAAAGCCCCCUAGGUAAAUCUUAUUUUGGUAAAUCGUUGUUUGUGUACAAGAUCACCAUAAUUCCAUUGCAUUAGUGAUUGUCCAGUUGAUUCCACAUCAAUAGCUCUGGAUUUUUUUUUUUUGUUUUUUUGGAUCAAUAGACUUCCAUGAAAGAUGUUAAAUGGUUUUCCUUAAAGAUUGCUGAGUCCUCUAGGUGAGGGGUUACUCUGAGCUGGUGUCAUUGUCCCUCCCCUGACGUGGCUCAUCCCAGUCACUGAUGGGAAAGCUCUGAAGGAUUCUCAGUGCCCUGUGGUGCUCUCAGGCAGUGGAGCAGGACCCCAGGACACACAACUGGAACAAGAGCUGGCACUGCUCACGCCUGGGCAGGAAUUCCAGCAGUGAAGGAAGCUGCAGGCAAGCCUUGGGGUGAGCCCCUGCCUCAGGAGCAGGAGGGAAUUCAGCUGGCACAGCCUGCUGGGAAGGUGCCAGGGAGCUGAUGCUGCUCCAGAGGGGUUUUAUCCAUGCCAAAUCCAGAGCAAGUGACAAUCUCCUAGCCAUGGUGGCCACGGGACCCCAGCCUGGCUGGGCUGAGGGCACAGGGGUGGCCAGGGCUGGCUCUGAGCUGCUGCUGCUGCUGCUUGGGGCUGCUAAAACAAGGGGAGCUUUUCCUGUGCUGAGGAUUUCCCCUGGAACUGGGGGGCACUGAGAGCACACCUGGCUGUGACACACCUGGCUGUGACACACCUGAGUGACCCAGCUCUGUGCAACACACCUGAAAGGGAUAAAAAGGCUCCAUAAACACAACAGAAACAACCUUUGAAAAUUGCCUUGGUAAUAAAGAAAUUGCCUAAAGAAAUUACCUUGGCCAUGUUUCUGUAACAAGCUUGAAGAGAAUCAAAAAUGAGACAGAAAAUAACACCUUCAGGACUGAAAACCUGACUUUGUCAGAGUCAUCAAAGGGCAGUUAUUAUGCAUUUCCUAAUGUGGAAAGGUGAAUUUCCUCCCAUCUUGCUGGGUUUUGAAUUGGCUUUCCACAGGCAUUGUCAAACCUGCUGGUGACUAUUCCAGGUGAUUUACUGCCCCUGAAAAAUGGCUUUAGCAAAUGGGGAGUGCCCAGUUCCCCUGGCACAGGGGAGUAUUCCAAAGACUCUGUGGCAAUUCUGCUUGGUGUAAACCCACAGGGACUCCUUCACUUCAGUGCCAGCAAAGGCUCAGAUGAUGAGAAUGAAAUGAAAUGAAAUGAAAUGCUGUGUGCCUGGAAAAGCUUCUCCAGUGCAUGUGUUUAUGAACCUGUCCCACCUGUUGGUUUGUGAACACGCCGUGCUGCUGGUGUCUGUUCAAGAGCAAAGUGGUAAAUUCUGCAUUUUAGUUCAGCACAAGCUGUGUGUGAGGCACUGCCCUGGCCUAAACAUCACCUCCCUGUAGCCCUCCCUGCUUCCCUGGAGGAGGAGAAUUGAGGGAAAAACAAGGAUUUUGCAGUGCUCACAGGUGGGAGAGAGGUGCUCUUCCUCCUCCUCCUCCUCCUCAGCUUGCUUCAGAGCCCCUGCAGGGCUGGCCCAGGGAU